AUGUACAGGGCUAAGAGGGCUGCUUCGCUCAAAGCAAAGCGCCGCGUUGGCAAGUAUGAGCUCGGACGCACCAUUGGGGAAGGAACAUUUGCAAAGGUCCGGAUCGCCAAGAACAUGGAGAACUGGGAUCAUGUUGCUAUCAAAAUUCUUGACAAGGCAAAGGUUCACAAGAACAAACUAGCUGAACAGAUUAGGAGGGAAAUCUGUACAAUGAAGUUAGUACAGCAUCCCAAUGUUGUUCGCCUGUAUGAGGUGAUGGGAAGUAAAACAAGGGUUUACAUUGUGCUGGAGUUUGUUAUGGGUGGAGAGCUCCAUGAUAUCAUUGCCACAAGUGGAAGAUUGAAGGAGGAGGAAGCACGUAGAUACUUUCAGCAGUUGAUCAAUGCUGUAGACUAUUGCCACAGUAGGGGUGUAUACCACAGAGACUUGAAGCUAGAGAAUCUGUUACUUGAUGUUGCUGGAAACCUCAAGAUUUCAGAUUUCGGGUUAAGUGCUUUAUCAGACCAAGUGAAGGUUAUUGAUGACAUGGGAUUACCUAGGUGGCGCAGGAGGCCGGGCGCCGGAGCCUUCGUCGUCGGCGCGCUGGGGAGGGCGCCGGGUGCGGGACGCCUUGGGGCCAGGCCAGGAGGAGGCUGCGUCGUCGUCGUGUGA
Molecule: messenger RNA, 651 nt
Organism: Miscanthus lutarioriparius
Lineage: Eukaryota; Viridiplantae; Streptophyta; Magnoliopsida; Poales; Poaceae
Source: the annotation of a GenBank genome assembly